Messenger RNA from Cyclocybe aegerita, 1539 nucleotides. The record is from the annotation of a GenBank genome assembly. NCBI's taxonomy places the organism in Eukaryota, Fungi, Basidiomycota, Agaricomycetes, Agaricales, Hemipholiotaceae.
AUGGAGCCGUCAACUCUCCUUUCGAUCGGCUCCCUUGUUGCUUUUCCCCACUGUGCACCGUCGACGUCGACAGUCUCAGCCAUGCAGAUCGUUUUCGUGCGUGGUCUGGCGGGCGUUGGCGCACUCUUCUUGCUUGGAAUAUCGCUCUGCAUCCUUGGACUUCCGGGCGCUUUGCAGGGCCUCCAGCUCUCGCUGAUUAGGGGAAAGGCGAUAGCGGACGGUCAGGCUCCUUUCGACAUCGAUAUGCCUCUGGAUAAGCCUACGAAACCCAAGGACGCAUCGAAGUGUGGUUCAGAAGACGCGCGUAUACGACCCGUAGAACCAGUCAUUCCGGAAUGGGACUCGUCGCGCUUUCUGAAAGGCCCUCCUGCAAAGCACUUUAGAGACAAUCUUCGCGAUGAUGCAUACUAUGUCACGGCUUGGUCGAAUGCAGGAUUCACCAAUCAGUUCAUGAGUUAUGUCAACAUGAUUUAUAUGGGCAUAAUUUCAGACCGCAUACCUAUCAUUCCGCCAUUCGGCCCCGACGACCAUAUCUCCUAUGAAGGUGGCACUCUUCAAUUCAGCCGUGUCUUCAACUUAACACAAGCCAAGAAGACCCUCAACCGCCCACUACUCGAAUGGCACGAGCUUAAACAGGAAGGCUCCGCUACCUCCGUUAUCGAACCCGCCCCACAAGACGGCGAAGCGCUCGGGUGUUGGUCCACCCGGCACGAAACCGACCCAAAUCCCCUGCGCAUCAGGUCCGUCGUCACCCACCUCAAGCUCGACAUCGCAUAUACCCGCAUCCCACUCAACGCACGGCAUUCGCCCGACAACAAGGACCACGACUUCCUCGUGUUCAAUCAGCUCGUGCCGUAUAUCUUCCCGAAAACCCCAUGGCAGGCUCCGUCGUCGUUCCCGCUGAUGCAGGCGUCCCCCCUGGGGCAGAAGUUGCCGCCGGAUGAGCAGAUGACGUGCUUUGAUUUCUUGUAUUAUGUGACUUCGAGUCGGGAGGAGUAUGAGUGGAGGUUCUCGUGGUCCCCUGCAUGGAGAAUGGUUGCGACGCAUUUGAGGUUUACGGAUGAGUUGAUGAGCAUGGCGGAGGGGUAUCUGCGACGAGCGUUCCAGGUGCCGGACAGAAUACCUCCGUUUAUUGCUGUGCAUAUGCGUCGAGGCGACUUUGGACACCAAUGCUGGGACGGAAGGGCACAAGAACAAUGCUUCGUGCCUCUCGAGAACUAUCGCAAGGCAGUUGAGACUGUUCAAAAGGAACUACUUGAGAAGAAAGGAAUCCAAGUUCAGAGAGUCGUGCUCAUGUCUGACGAGCUAGACCCCAAGUUCUGGGAAGAGACCUACAAACUCGGCUGGUCGCGAUUCGACCACACGGAAGAGCGGACACUCGAGAAGUACGGUGAGUGGUACCCACCACUGAUCGACAGUGUCGCGCAAAGCAUGGCGGCGGGCUUCGUAGGGACAGGAGAUUCGACGUAUAGCCUUGUGAGUGCGCGGAGGGUGGAGGAUUGGAAUGGCGGUCCAGCGGUGAUGGUCCCGAGGAAUUGA